UGGCUGUGGUAGUCGAGUCUAGAAAGGUCAAAAGUCAGGCCAUUUCAUUCUAAAUUCAGCUUUCAGCAAGUCAGCCUUCACAUUUGUCUGGUCUUUUUCGGAAGGAUAUGCCCCGCCAACGUUCGGAAAGUCCGCGAUCCACCGGAUCAAUGCGCCGCCAAAGCAGCCGGAGCAGCCAUGUCUUCGCCACAAAGCCGUCGCGUGGUAGCAGCAAGGAUCUGCCGGCGGUGCAGCAGCCCAAGAAGGAAUCCCUGCCAGCUGCAGCGCCUGCUGCCUCGUCAGCCACCUCCACAGAGACAAAAGGUCCUAGCACGGCAGAUAGGUUCAAGGACAUGGCCACCACGGCGGCUGGCGUGGCAGCAGGAUCAGCUGUGGGCCACGCUGUGGGCGCAGGACUCACCGGAAUGUUCCAGGGACGUGGUCAGGCAGCCAAGGAGCAGCCUUCGCAGGAGGGAUCCUUGGGAGCUUCAGCUUCGCAAUCAGUACCGAAACCUCAACUAGUGGAGGAUGGUCCCUGUGCCUUCGAGCUGAGGCAGUUCCUCAAGUGCACCGAGGACAACAGCAGUGAUCUCUCCGUUUGCAAGGAGUUCAACGAGGCAAUGCAGCAGUGUCGGCGGCGCUACAAUGUCUGAGAUGCUAUGCUGAGAUGCUAAAAUGAUGACCUCAUCCAGAUCUUAGAAGCAAAUCAAUGAGAUUAUUCUAAAGCAUACGUAUAUGUACAUAUGGUAUUUAAUUUACAGUUGGCUACCUAAGAAUAGGAAUUUUUUCGGAAUAAAAUGAUAAUGGAGUCCAAAUCGAAAAAUUUUCGCUUCGUCAGACU
Drosophila simulans is the source of this 820-nucleotide messenger RNA. Its product is annotated as coiled-coil-helix-coiled-coil-helix domain-containing protein 10, mitochondrial. Gene Ontology annotation, cellular component: nucleus; mitochondrion. NCBI's taxonomy places the organism in Eukaryota, Metazoa, Arthropoda, Insecta, Diptera, Drosophilidae. Gene Ontology annotation, biological process: mitochondrion organization. The transcript has a single exon. The record is from RefSeq and is a predicted model, not a curated record. Bases 108 to 632 code for a protein of 174 amino acids.